Messenger RNA from Didymodactylos carnosus, 1206 nucleotides. The record is from the annotation of a GenBank genome assembly. Lineage: Eukaryota; Metazoa; Rotifera; Eurotatoria; Philodinida; Philodinidae.
AUGUCUGAUGAGCAACGAUUGUUUUAUAAUUUGAUGAAAAAUUAUGAAAAAGCAGUGAGACCAGUGAGAAAAGCCACCGAUAGUGUUGUUGUUAAAUUAGGAAUUACGCUUACACAAAUAAUGGAUAUUGAGUGGAAAGAUGCCUUCUUCAAAUGGUCACCAAAUGAUUAUAAUCAAUUAAAAAAAUUUCGGAUACCGUGCAAAUACAUUUGGUUGCCGGAUAUUGUGUUAUAUAAUAGUGCAGAUGAUUAUACUCAAGGAUAUAUGCAGAGUUUAGCCAUGAUUGAAUAUGACGGCAAGUUUGGUUCAUGGUCGUAUGAUUCGACACAAGUUGCGUUAGUCAAUCGAUCAGACAGUGUAGAUAUGACAAAUUAUGUCGAUAAUGGAGAAAAGGUCUCAUUAGGAUUAACAGUUUUAUUGGCGUUUUCCGUAUUUAUGUUGCUCAUAGCUGAAAGUAUGCCUGCCACAUCUGAGUUUAUUCCAUUGAUAGGUAUCUAUUUUACAAUUGUUAUGGGCUUAACUUCAGGUUCAGUGCUGCUGGCUGUGAUGAUAUUAAAUAUUCAUUUAUACGGCUCCUCAUUGACACCAGUACCAAAACCAUUAAGAAAAUUGUUAUUUAUUCGAUUGGCUCCUGUACUUUGUGUGAAACUUCAUUGCGCUACUCUACAUACUAAAGAGCCAAAAAAUUCGCGAUCAACAGGUCAACGACCACGUUCAACCACUGUUUACAAUGCCGUAUUUCUCGGAGAACAAGAUCUAAUUAAUGAUCAUCAUAUAUUUAAUUCAACAUAUUUGAAUAGUAAUCAUGUCAAUACAACGACUUCGGUGGCCACAUCUAAUAUCGAAAAUAAUGCCUCUUAUUUAUCAAACACCAAUUCACCUUUGAAUGAAACAAAACGUUUUCCGCAUGAAUUUAAAUAUACUAAUACGGAUUCGAUACCAACCGUGCAUACACUGCAAGAAUGCAAAAGUUUAUUGGGUGAAUUGAAUCGUAUCAUUUUGAAUGAUAAGCCGGAAAGAAUUGAAGAAGAUGAAAUCUCAAGAGAUUGGCAGAACGUUGCACUCGUUAUUGAUCGUCUUUUAUUUUACACUUACAUUAUAUUUACAGUACUUGUUACAUUGAUUACACUUGUUAUCGCACCGUUAAUGAAGACAAUACCAUUAUUACCAGAAGAACGGCAACUGAAUCUGACCAAGUACACAUAA